GGUGCCGCCGGGGCGCUGGGGGACACCGGAGGCAGCGGCUGGCGGCUCUCACGGGGACCAUGAAGCUCCUGUGGCUGGGCGUGGAUGUCUCCAGGGUCCUGCACCUGGCCGCCGUGUUCUGCCUGACCUGCGUGCUGCUGAAAGCCAUCCAGCUGUUCCACCGGCGGCGGGAGCUGCUGCGGGCGCUGGCCGACUUCCCCGGGCACCCGACCCACUGGCUCUUCGGCCACGUCCACGAGUUUCUCAAGGAGGAAGAGGUGCUGGACAAGGCAGAGCUCUGGGCCCAGAAGUACCCACUUGUUCACCCUAUGUGGUUUGGGAGUUUCUCAGCAUUCCUGGUUAUCACUGAUCCCGACUAUGCCAAGGUUCUGUUGGCCAGAGGAGAUCCCAAGGAUAACAUCAGCUACAAACACCUUGUCCCAUGGAUUGGGAAUGGGUUGCUGAUCUUACAUGGGCCCAAGUGGCACCAACACAGAAAACUCCUGACCCCAGGGUUUCACUACGACGUCUUGAAGCCGUACGUGGCCCUGAUGGCAGAAUCUACAAACGUGAUGCUGGAUAAGUGGGAAAAGCUGAUAGCAGAUGGGAAGCCAGUGGAGCUCUUUGAGCACGUCAGCUUGAUGACUCUCGAUAGCAUCAUGAAAUGUGCCUUCAGUUGUCACAGCGACUGCCAGACCAACAGGAAAAACACCUACAUCCAGGCUGUCUACGACCUCUGCCACAUGGUGCACCAGCGCCUCCGCAUCUUCCCCUACCACAAUGACAUCAUUUACUGGCUCAGCCCCCACGGGUUUCAGUUCAGGAAGGCCUGCAGGAUCGCUCAUGACCACACAGACAAGGUGAUCCAGGAGCGAAAGGAAUCCCUUAAAGAUGAACGGGAAUUUGAAAAGAUCCAGAAGAAGAGACAUUUGGACUUCUUGGACAUUCUGCUGUGUGCCAAAGAUGAGAAUGGAGCUGCACUGUCCGAUGAGGACCUGCGUGCUGAGGUGGACACCUUCAUGUUUGAAGGCCAUGACACAACAGCCAGUGGCAUCUCCUGGCUCUUCUACUGCCUGGCAACCCACCCUGAGCACCAGCAGCGCUGCAGGGAGGAGAUCCAGGGCAUCCUGGGGGACCGGGAGACAAUCCAGUGGGAGGACCUGGGCAAGAUGCCUUACAGCACCAUGUGCAUCAAGGAGAGCCUGCGCCUCUACCCGCCCGUGCCCGGCGUGUCCCGGCAGCUCAGCAAGCCCAUCACCUUCCCCGAUGGACGCACCCUGCCCGAAGGCAGCGUCACUGCAAUAAGCAUUUACCUCAUUCACAGAAACCCUGAAGUAUGGAAAGAUCCUUUGGUGUUUGACCCUCUGCGUUUUUCCCCGGAGAAUGUCUCUGGCAGGCACUCUCAUGCCUUUCUGCCUUUUUCUGCUGGAAUGAGGAACUGCAUCGGGCAGCAGUUUGCCAUGAACGAGAUGAAGGUGGCACUGGCUCUGACCCUGCUGCGCUUCGAGCUCCUGCCCGACCCUGCCACGCCCCCCCUCAAGAUAACUCGGAUCAUCCUUCGCUCCAAGAACGGGAUCCACCUGUAUUUAAGGAAGCUCCGCUGAAGCUGGCACACAUCCUGCCUUCACCAGAGGGAGGGACCGAGCAGAUGACGGGGCUGCGUUUCUCUGGGGUGGAAGUGCAGGGCAGGAUUUGGGGAUGAGCAUUCCUGAUUUCUGUGCUUCAUCCACCAGCUGAAAGCCCUUUUCAGGUGGGCCCCAGGUGGCUGGGAUGCCAUGGCACAGAGCCAUCUGCUCCAGGGCACUGAUCUGAGAGCAGCCAGGCAUGGCCACGCUCUCUGUCCCCUUGCACUGCCAUAAGAGCAGGCCUGGCCUGGGCUGGGAACAUCUGCAGGUCCCACCAGCCUCCUUCUUACCAAAUCCUGCCUUCACACUCGUGCCCUGGCCAAAUGUGUGGCCAUUUCCAGCCCUGCUCCGUCAUCAGCACCUUCCUCAGUGCCUGGAGGUCAGCCCUCCUCUCCUGCAGUGGGGACAGCUGUGACAGACCUCUGUCUCACUUCUCACACUCAGUGGGCCUCUGAUUUGUUGAAAGCACUGAUUCCAGUUGGGACUCUGAAAUCGUGCCCAAACUGCAAAAUAUUCUGUAAUUUUUGUCUUAAUAAACCAAUAAUUUUUCCUGCAAA
Messenger RNA from Melospiza melodia melodia, 2161 nucleotides. RefSeq names its product cytochrome P450 4B1-like. The record is from RefSeq and is a predicted model, not a curated record. The coding region runs from base 60 to 1583 and encodes 507 amino acids. Lineage: Eukaryota; Metazoa; Chordata; Aves; Passeriformes; Passerellidae. The transcript has 12 exons. Gene Ontology annotation, molecular function: oxidoreductase activity, acting on paired donors, with incorporation or reduction of molecular oxygen; iron ion binding; heme binding.